This is a messenger RNA of Chaetura pelagica (chimney swift), 2691 nucleotides long. It is a transcript of the gene CAPN3, whose product is annotated as calpain 3, (p94). The transcript is spliced from 24 exons. Gene Ontology annotation, cellular component: cytoplasm. The record is from RefSeq and is a predicted model, not a curated record. Gene Ontology annotation, biological process: proteolysis; negative regulation of apoptotic process. The coding region runs from base 256 to 2691 and encodes 811 amino acids. Gene Ontology annotation, molecular function: calcium ion binding; calcium-dependent cysteine-type endopeptidase activity. Lineage: Eukaryota; Metazoa; Chordata; Aves; Apodiformes; Apodidae.
GCACCUCAGGCGCAGGAGUUAGCCAACAGGUUGUCUUGUUCCAUAUCAAGGAACAAAUUCCGAUUUCUUAUGACCAAAUACUGCCCUUUGAGAGGAUGUGCUCAACCACAUGGAAUUUUGUUGCUUGCAAAUUUGACUAGGAGACUUUCAACGGAUACAAAAAGCAGUUUACAGAGCAACUUCCUCUUUUCUUGAAUUUCCUUUGAGUUUGCAAGAUCUUGCUUUCUUUCAGCAUUUGCUCUAAGCCAGAUUCCCAUGCCGACCGCCAUAAAUGCAGCGGUGGCUCAGCAGACAGCUGCUGGGUCAGUUCCCAGCGCUACCAUCAGCACUACAGCUGAAGGUGCAGGUGGGGGCACAGGGGGGAUUUACUCUGCCAUUAUAAGUCGCAACCAGCCCAUUAUCAGAGUAAAGGAGAAAACCUAUGAAGAGCUUCACAAGAAGUGCCUGGAGAAAAACAUUCUCUAUGAAGAUCCUGAUUUCCCACCGAAUGAGUCCUCCCUCUUCUAUAGCCAGAAAAUCCCCAUCAAGUUCGAGUGGAAAAGACCACGUGAAAUCUGUGAGAAUCCACGGUUUAUUAUCGGUGGAGCCAACAGAACAGAUAUUUGCCAGGGAGAAUUAGGUGACUGCUGGUUCCUGGCUGCCAUUGCUUGCCUGACACUGAAUAAAAAACUGCUCUGUAGAGUCAUACCUCAUGACCAGUCCUUUAUACAAAACUAUGCUGGCAUAUUUCACUUCCAGUUCUGGCGCUACGGAGACUGGGUGGAUGUCGUCAUCGAUGACUGCUUGCCCACGUACAACAACCAGCUGGUCUUUACCAAGUCCUCCCAGCGCAAUGAAUUCUGGAGUGCCCUCCUGGAAAAGGCCUAUGCAAAACUCCAUGGAUCAUAUGAAGCUUUGAAAGGAGGCAACACCACUGAAGCCAUGGAGGACUUCACUGGAGGAGUCACUGAGUUCUAUGAGAUCAAGGAUGCCCCUAAAGAUAUAUAUAAAAUCAUGAAACAUGCCAUUGACAGAGGAUCCCUCAUGGCCAGCUCCAUUGAUGAUAACCUAGGCUUUUCCUACGGAUCAGCUCCUCGGAGUGACAUUGGGGAAUUGGUUGCUCGAAUGGUGAAGAAUCUCGAAAACGCACAGAUGACUCACUCAGCUGUAGACUACCAGGGGACAGAUGAAAGGCCAGCCUGGACCAUAGUGCCAAUGCAGUAUGAAACCCGGAUGUCUUGUGGACUUGUUAAAGGUCAUGCCUACUCUGUCACAGCCGUGGAAGAGACAACAUUUAAAGGGGAAAAAAUACGUCUGGUAAGGCUGAGAAACCCCUGGGGGCAGGUGGAAUGGAAUGGACCUUGGAGUGACAAGUCAGAGGAGUGGAACUUCAUGAAUGAAGAGGAGAAAAUCCGCCUGCAGCAUAAGAUUGUGGAGGAUGGGGAGUUCUGGAUAUCAUUUGAAGAUUUCAUGAGGCACUUCACAAAACUUGAGAUCUGUAACCUCACACCUGAUACUCUGGAAGCCAGUAAACUCCAGACCUGGACAGUGUCAGUCAACGAAGGGCGCUGGGUGAGAGGCUGCUCAGCUGGAGGUUGCCGCAAUUAUCCAGAUACAUUUUGGACCAAUCCCCAGUAUCGCUUGAAACUCCUGGAGGAAGAUGAUGAUCCUGAGGAUGAAGAGGUUAUCUGCAGCUUCCUCGUUGCACUGAUGCAGAAAAAUAGGAGGAAAGAACGCAAGCUGGGAGCCAACCUGUACACCAUUGGCUUUGCCAUCUACGAGGUGCCCAAAGAGAUGCAUGGUACUAAAUACCACCUGCAAAAGGAUUUUUUCCUCUACAAUGCCUCCAAAGCUAGAAGUAAGACCUAUAUAAAUAUGAGAGAAAUCUCUGAGCGCUUCCGGUUACCUCCCAGCGAGUACGUUGUCAUCCCAUCAACAUACGAACCCCACCAGGAGGGAGAAUUCAUCCUAAGGGUCUUCUCAGAGAAAAGAAGUCUUUCAGAGGAGGUUGAAAACAUGAUUGAGGCAGAGCGUCCAUCGAAGAAGAAAAAGGGCAAGCCUAUCAUCUUUGUUUCCGACAGAGCGAAUAGCAAUAAGGAGCUGACAGCGGGUGAAGACACUGGGAAAGAUGAUGAAAAAACCCAUGUAGACGAGAAGAAGCGUUCUUCAGCAAAAGCUCAUGAGAGAAGUGAAGAGGAACAACAGUUCAGGAAUAUUUUCCGACAGAUUGCAGGGGAUGACAUGGAGAUCAAUGCUGAAGAACUCAGGAAUGUUCUCAAUAAUGUUGUAAAAAAACAUAAGGACCUAAAGACAGAAGGAUUUGAACUGGAAUCCUGCCGCAGCAUGAUUGCUUUAAUGGAUACAGAUGGAUCAGGGAAGAUAAACUUCGAUGAGUUUCGACACCUCUGGGAGAAGAUUAAAAGCUGGCAGAAAAUUUUCAAGCGUUACGACACAGACCAUUCGGGAACCAUUAACAGCUACGAGAUGCGCAACGCGGUCAAUGACGCAGGGUUUCGGCUGAACAACCAGCUCUACGACAUCAUCACCAUGCGGUACGCCGACAAGAACAUGAACAUUGACUUCGACAGCUUCAUCUGCUGCUUCGUGCGCCUGGACGCCAUGUUCAGAGCAUUCCAUGCCUUUGAUAAAGAUGGAGACGGCAUCAUUAAGCUCAAUGUCCUAGAGUGGCUGCAGCUCACAAUGUAUGCAUAA